Molecule: messenger RNA, 1065 nt
Organism: Exophiala bonariae
Lineage: Eukaryota; Fungi; Ascomycota; Eurotiomycetes; Chaetothyriales; Herpotrichiellaceae
Exons: 2
Coding region: 1-1065 (354 amino acids)
Biological process (GO): DNA-templated DNA replication; DNA repair
Cellular component (GO): nucleus; DNA replication factor C complex; Rad17 RFC-like complex
Molecular function (GO): ATP hydrolysis activity; DNA binding; DNA clamp loader activity
Source: RefSeq, a predicted model, not a curated record
AUGGCACUCCUAGUCGACAAGUUGCGUCCGCGCUCUCUAGAUGCUCUCACGUAUCAUCAGGAUCUUUCGGAUCGACUUUCUGCCCUUGCAUCCUCCCCAGAUUUCCCACAUCUCCUCUUCUAUGGGCCCUCGGGCGCAGGCAAAAAGACACGCAUCCUCGCCACACUGCGAGCGCUGUAUGGCGGAGGAGCCGAGAAGAUCAAGAUCGAUGCGCGGAUCUUCACCACGUCGUCGAACCGCAAAGUCGAAUUCAACAUCGUGUCAUCCGUCUACCACCUCGAAAUCACGCCCAGCGACGUCGGCACCUACGAUCGCGUGGUGAUCCAAGACCUCCUGAAAGAAGUCGCGCAGACACAGCAAGUCGACCUGACAGCAAAGCAACGCUUCAAAGUGGUCGUGAUCAACGAAGCAGACAGCCUCUCACGCGACGCGCAGGCCGCCCUCCGCCGCACCAUGGAGAAGUAUAGCAACAACGUGCGCCUGAUCUUGGUGGCGAACAGCACAGCGGGGAUCAUCGCGCCAAUCCGGUCACGGACGCUGCUGAUGCGCGUGGCCGCACCCUCCGAAGCAGACAUCAGCGACGCCCUGAGCAAAGCCGCGAAAAAGGAGAACUGGAAGGUGAUACCGGCGCUGAACGAGCGGAUCGCGCGCGAAUCGGGCCGCAAUCUGCGCAAAGCGCUCCUCAUGUUCGAGGCCGUGUACGCCCAGCACCCGGAACCCAGCGAGAAGACGCCGAUCCCGCCGCCGGACUGGGAAGUCCUCAUCGAGCAGAUCGCGGGCGACAUCGUGCGUCAGCGCAACCCGGAGAUGAUCCUGCAGACCCGCGCGAAGCUGUACGACCUACUCUCCCACUGCAUCCCCGCCACGAUGGUGCUGAAGACGCUCUGCUGGAAGCUGGUCGCGCGGCCCGAGGUCGACGAGUCCCUCAAGGCCGAGAUCGUGCGCUGGGCCAGUUUCUACGAGCAUCGCAUCCGUCUCGGCAGUAAGGUCAUCUUCCACCUUGAGGCUUUUGUCGCGAAGUUCAUGCGCAUCUUUGAGGGGUUCCUGGUCGGUAUGGAUUUCUGA